Trypanosoma theileri is the source of this 813-nucleotide messenger RNA. RefSeq lists its product as uncharacterized. NCBI's taxonomy places the organism in Eukaryota, Euglenozoa, Kinetoplastea, Trypanosomatida, Trypanosomatidae. The annotation marks the transcript as partial. The record is from RefSeq and is a predicted model, not a curated record. The transcript has a single exon.
AUGCCGCGGCGGCCAAGCAGUGGGAAUGCUGAGGAUGGUGUACGACAGGAGCCGGCCUCCCACACUCUCCACGCCCGACAAGAAACCACCAGGAGCAGCAGCAGCAAAAAUGAGGGUGGUACCGCGGGGGAGUCCUCUGCGUGGCUGCCGCACGUCUCGCACAUCUCUGAGCUCCUCGACAAGCACCCGUUCACGGAGGAAGAGAUGCUGCGCGAGCUGGAGGCGCUGCGCCGCCGUUCACAGCGCACGUCUGCCCCCUUCAACCGCCACAUCCUCCCCAUUCUUGCGCAGUAUGUUCUGCGCGACAAGUGGGGCCCCGCGGCGGAGCCGUACGCCGCCUGUCUUGCAACCCCCGACGGCACGCCGGUUGCGUCCUUCGUGCCGGCGAUCGAGCGGCUGCGGGAGGAGCGGCGGGCGCAGCGGGCGCAGCAGCGUGACCGGCCAGCGCACCACUACGCCAUCACACCCGCCACACCGCCGCAGCAGCGUCCGGUCACACCGCCCGCGGGCAGUGGCUCACGCAGACGGGCAGUGUCGGUGGGGACGCUGGACGGUCCGACGAUUCAGUCAGCAACACCGACACCACAUCACAUACAGCGCCGCGAAGGCAUCCUCCCGCACGACUCGCUAGAUGCCUCUCAUACAACAACGCUGGGCAGCACAGUCAACCUCGGCGACAGCCAUGACCAUUCGGGACGGCAACAGCAGUGCACUAUGAAAGCGACUGCGAGCAGAGACGCCCGCACACCGCAGUCACAGACGUCACCAGCACAUCAGCUGAACCGAGUGAUGCAGCCGUCACAACAGGUCAGG